Messenger RNA from Melospiza georgiana, 3821 nucleotides. RefSeq names its product microtubule associated protein tau (gene MAPT). Gene Ontology annotation, cellular component: neuron projection. The transcript is spliced from 14 exons. The coding region runs from base 148 to 1521 and encodes 457 amino acids. The record is from RefSeq and is a predicted model, not a curated record. Gene Ontology annotation, biological process: microtubule cytoskeleton organization; neuron projection development. Gene Ontology annotation, molecular function: microtubule binding. NCBI's taxonomy places the organism in Eukaryota, Metazoa, Chordata, Aves, Passeriformes, Passerellidae.
CGCCCCCGCCCCGCCCGCGCCGCCGCCGCCGCCGCCGCUGUCACCGUCACCGCCACCGCUGUCAGCAGCCGGCUCCGGUGCGGACACCCCCGCAGCAGCGGCAGGUACCUUUGCUGAGAGGUGGCAGAGCAGCCUCAGGACACCACCAUGAUGGAGGAUCACGCACCUGGCCAGGAAAAACACUUCUCAUCAGGCUAUCCCCUUCAGAUACCAGUCGAUGAUGGAUCGGAUGAGCCUGUUUCUGAAACUUCUGACGCUAAGAGCACCCCAACUACGGAAGAUGCCACAGCACCUUUAGUGGAGGAAGGAGACCACGAGGAGCAGGGUGGUGCGGAACAGCACGGGGAGAUCCCAGAAGGAACCACAGCCGAGGAGGCGGGCGUGGGAGCCACUCCCAACCUGGAGGACCACGCUGCAGGAGAUGCCACUCAAGGUCGUGUUGACAAGGAAGGGACCGAAGCUGAUGAAAAGAAACCCAAGGGCCCGGAGGCGCGCGGUGGCUCCAAGACGGGCUCGGCGCGCGCGGGGCAGGCGCAGCGGAACUCCACCAACGCCACCCGCAUCCCGGCCAAGACCCCCACGGCCCCCAAGACCCCUCCCAGCUCCGGCAGAAAGGAGCAGAAAAAGCCACCUCCUGCAGCAGCAAAGACUGAGAAAGGUGAGCAGCCCAAGUCCGGAGACAGAAGCGGUUACAGCAGCCCCGGCUCCCCCGGGACUCCGGGCAGCCGUUCCCGCACCCCCUCUCUGCCCACCCCACCAGCCAGGGAGCCCAAGAAGGUGGCAGUGGUCCGCACGCCCCCCAAGUCGCCGGCGUCCGCCAAGACCCGCGUCCCGCCCGCCGCCGCGCCCAUGCCCGACCUGAAGAACGUCAAGUCCAAAAUCGGCUCCACCGACAACCUGAAGCACCAGCCCGGAGGUGGCAAGGUGCAGAUAAUUAAUAAGAAGCUGGACUUUAGCAGCGUUCAAUCCAAGUGUGGCUCAAAGGAUAAUAUCAAACACAUCCCGGGCGGAGGCAGUGUGCAGAUAAUUAAUAAGAAGCUGGACUUUAGCAGCGUUCAAUCCAGGUGUGGCUCAAAGGAUAAUAUCAAACACAUCCCGGGCGGAGGCAGUGUGCAAAUCGUUUACAAGCCGGUGGACCUGAGCCAUGUGACAUCCAAAUGUGGUUCCCUGGGCAACAUCCACCACAAACCAGGUGGUGGCCAGGUGGAGGUGAAAUCUGAGAAACUGGACUUCAAAGAUAAGGUGCAGUCGAAAAUCGGGUCCCUAGACAACAUCAGCCACGUCCCUGGAGGAGGCAAUAAAAAGAUUGAGACUCACAAGCUGACCUUCCGCGAGAACGCCAAAGCCAAGACCGACCACGGCGCCGAAAUCGUCUACAAGUCCCCGACCAUCUCCGGAGAUGCCUCCCCGCGCCGCCUUAGCAACGUCUCCUCCACCGGCAGCAUCAACCUGGUGGACUCCCCCCAGCUGGCCACGCUAGCCGACGAGGUGUCCGCCUCGCUGGCCAAGCAGGGCUUGUGAUCGCGGCGCGGCGGCCACCGGGAGAGAAGACGAGGAAAGGAAACGAAAAAGAAAAGAAACAAAAAUAAUAAUCUGGCCUUCUUCCUCUGUUCCUUUUACAGCUGCUUCCCCGUCCCUAACUGGUUAAUGAUUUAACCUGCUUUUACUGUUCAUUCAGCUCUAGCUCCAGGACUUCAAAAUCAGUGACACUAUGAGGUACAAAACCUCCUCUCCCCCUGCUCCUCGGAGCGCACAGCCCGUCCCGUCGCGUCCCCGCGCUGCCCCCGCUCCUGCCCUCGCUGUCCCAGCCCUGCCCGGGGCCCCGGCGAGGCGGGCAGGGGGCCCGAGGGGCGGCCACGGCAGCCCGGGGCAGCGGGUGGCGCUCCCGGGACGGGGCUGUGACCCGGCCCAGCCCGUGUCCCGCCGCUGGCCAGGGCUGCGGGGAGGCACCCUCCCUCCCUGCCUGCCUCCUCCCCGCGUUAAAUUUGCCUGCUGAUUUGGAAGAAACCUUUUGUUUUUAUUUCCGAAAGCCGAGAUGUGUAUGAAGAUAACGGCCAGGUACCCCCUAACCCGCUCUCAGCUCCGGCAGCUGGAGUCCCGGCGAGGCCGGGUGCCCGCUCCGAGGGGCCCCGGGCGGCCGUUCCCCUCUCCGUGGCUGUGCUGGAACCGCUGAGUGGAUGAGUAGAGGCUUUUCCCCAUUCCUUUGGCAGCCCCUCGUGUCGUAGAGUAGAUUUGUCUGUAUAUGCUUGGACCGUGCCAGGGUGAUUGUUUUCAUAAACGAGCAUGUGUUUGAAAAAUAAAUGCUGUAAGUAGUUUUGAGCUGCCCCGCGCCGGCUCCGGCCGUGCCCAGCCCCGGUGCCGCAGGAGGAGCCCGGCACCGCAUGUCUGCCGGAGGAGGGGCACCCACAGCGCCAGGGCUGGGAUGGCUCCUGGAUUUGGGUGCAGCUUGUGACAUUUUUGGGUUGUUCUUUUUCUUUCCCUGCAAGGUCAGCUCAGCGAUGGCGGAGGUGGCAGCUCCAUGGCUCUGCUGUGCCGGUGGCAGCGGUGAGACCCCGGCAGGACGCGGGGGAGGCGGCAGCAGCUGCCCCAGCCCGGGGCCAGCGGCUGCUCCCUGGCACUGAAGCCCCUUUGCGGGCGCUCCCCGGUGCGAGUUGGCAGCAUCUCACCCCUCACACGGCACUGGCCGCCCCAGCACACUCGGGGACAGGAGCCACUCGAGUUAUUGCUUUGGCUGCUCCUGUUCCUGUGGCUCCCUGGGAGCACGAGGGGUCCCGUGGCUGUCCCUGCCUGCCCCUUCCCUCUACAACCAAAGAGGCCGAGAUGCCACCAGAGCAGCUGUGUGUCCUCCUGCCCUGUCCUCCUGUCUCCCCCAGGGGCUCCAGCCGAGCUCUGGGGGUUCAGCUGGAGCUGGGAGGGCAGAGGGGCCCCUGCACCCCGGGCUGUGCUGCAGGGAAAGCCGUGCUUUCCCAGCAAGGACUGCAAUCCUGGUCCGACAGGGCUGGCGGGGGGUCAGGGCCCCUGGUUGUCCUUGGGGUGGUGGCUGGGUGCCACCGAGGCUGCCAGAGCAGCUGUUCCUGGGCAGAGCAGCAAUUCCUCCCCGGACAGGACCUGUGGGAGCUGUGAACCCCCUGUUGCCCCUGUCCCUCUGCAGGGCUGGGCUCCCGCAGGCCUGGCUGUGGAUGGAGAUGGUCCGGGGGGUCCAACCCUUCUCUGUGCAGCCCCAGGAGCUGCUCUGUUGCUGGGGAGAGGCUGGUCCAGCAGCACCAUCGUGUCCAGCUUGUCACUCGCUCCGUUCACUUGACUCCAUGAUUGUAAGACUCUGUGCUCCGUCCCUGACUCUGUAGCGCUGUAGGAGCCGCCGCGCUUUUUGUCCUUUGUAGAACGAGCAAGUUGGGAGAACCCUCAAAGCGUCACCUCCUUACCCCUCUGGGCUGCAGGACGGGGUAGCUGAGCUCGCCCGUCCUGUGCCACCCCUGUCCCCUCUGUGCAGCCCCUGAGGGACACCCGCACCCAGGCUGGGAUGGCCUGGGUGUGCAGUGAGCAGCCCCUUCCCACUCUGAGUGUCCUCAGCCCCGCUCUUGUCCCCGCCGGGGGCUGUGGGGAGCCAGGACAGCCCUUUACAGCCACCACGUCACCCGCUGUCCCCUCCAGCAGCCCGAGCCACGUCCCCUGCCCCAACCCUGCCUUCAGACCCAGGCCCGAGGCUCCGGUGAGCAGCCGGACACAACCCGACCCCCGGCUUUUCCUUUACUCCACACACAUCUUGGGUCUGAAAAGGGUUAAAACCGGCACUGAUUUAAAACAAAACAAAACAAAACAAA